GCUUUUCGUCCUUUGUCAGAUGUAAUCGUUAGGUAGCACAUAAUUGUAAAAAAAAGAAACGAAAUUCCAAAAUAAUAAAAAAAUAACCCAUUACAAAUGUUUCGUUCUCUAUCCGUGCUGAUGUUCAAUACAUCUCAAAUAGAGACAAAUCUCUUUGGCAUGGCCGACGAUGUGUACAAUACCAUUGAGAUCUUCAAGGAGGCUGCCAGUUUCGAGGCCAGGAUUGUUAGACCCUAUAGAAUGAUUUCGAGCCUUAUAGACUGCUUGGUCUUCAUGGUGGUGGCUCUAAUGGUGGUCGGUUUCAUCAUGCACGAUCGCAUUAUGCUGUUCACAAAACUGGCUAGGAUCAAUCAGAGAAUUAACCAAGAGGUGAUGGUAAAAUCAAAAAGGAUUCGAAAGCCCAAAACAUCCGAUUCUCUCCCAGAAGAAGAUGAUACCGUUAAUGCUGUGGAUCAGUCAGAAGAGGACGGAAUCAGCGUGGCAAAUUCCGAAUAUGCAACAGAUGACGAUAUCGCAACCCUUCAACCCAUUGACGAUGAGGAUACGAGUAAAGCCGCAAUGCUCGGAACUCCCAAAUGGGCCUUUAAAUGGCUAGCCACUAUAAGAAACAAAAGUUUCGGAUCGAUUUACGAUGGUUGGUUCCGGUAGAUUACAUCUAUUGUAAGUCGGAUUAGUCAUUUUCUGAGUUGCAUGACAUACGGAUUUGCGGUUGACGAUUUAAAUUGGUUAUUAGGCAGAUUCCAGUACCAUAAGUUGCCUUAUUAUACUCGAUAUGUAUAUGAACAUCCACAUACGUUUAAAAAACGAACAUGACUCAUUUAGUAACGAAUGCAUUUAGCAAUAAAGGAAAAUCCUAAAUUAUACAUUAAAACAAGACUGAAAGUCACCUUUUGCUAAUUGGCUUUUUUAACUAGUAGUUGUUGCCAAGAAUGCCGUUCCUAACUUCACUGCACAAGAUUUCGAAAAUUUAAUUUCAAGGUGAAUCUAUCUUGUUGCAACGGGCAAAAGUUAUUUCAAAUAAAAUCCUUACUAAUAUAUGUUCAUAUAAUCUUUUAAUUCCUACAAAAAAAGGCACUUACCUGGCGUCUGCAAUCUCUGCAGGGGCAACGGCUGCUGCUGCAGAUUGUCGCCAAAGAAGCCAUGGUUAAUGUUGCCCGUGGUCCAGAUGCGAUUGCGAUCCUCCAUAGUCAUGUCAUGAGUCAGUCCAGUGGAAAGCCCCUGAUUAUUGCAUAUUGCGUGUGAUUUUUCUGCUCUUUAAACGCAGUCUGCCGGUGAUUUUCCUAGACACUUCGGGGCAUAUCAAUGAGCCGCCGGGUGAUGAGCCUUAUCCGAAUGCACGUCACAGCGCCCACAUGUUGCGCUGACGCAGGGAAUAGUUGGCGACCAAGUGGAAACGGUUUAUCGGUUUUAUCGUUUGCUCAUUAGCCGGAAUGUUUGCCUUUUUUCACCGCUACUGCCAACAGUAGGCAGUUGCAUAAUUUGGCAUUAUGUGGGGCCGAAACGAGAGCUGGAGCUAGAACUCUGGAAAAAUCGACUCGAAGUGGAGCCAGUGCAGCGGGUGACUGGUCUAAAGCAGCGACUACCGGCGUAUUGGAGCCCGGGCGUCGUCAACAGAACGUAUUUAUACCAACCAGCCAGCAACCGAAUAACAACAACACGGCUGGCUGGCUGGCUGGCAAUGGCAAUAGUACUACCAACAAACAAAUCAGGCAACCCCCAUUAACUCCUUCGGCCAUGCAAAUGUGCUGCGGCAAUUACGAGCCACCAAUGCGACCCACUAGCCCAUCUCCAUUCCCACCCAGAAACGCCGACACUGUCUGACUGUCCUGCAUGUUGUCCAUAUCCUUGUUUGUAGUUCCAUUGUAUCCAUCAUGGCUGGGGUCGCUCCGUUUCUCGAAAUGGUUUGUUGCUAAUAUACAGCAAUAUAAUAUAUGGUGCAUUACUUAACAAAUGAUUUAAAAGUAAUUAGCACCGAUAACGCAGGCGUACUUAAAAUACAGAUGUGUAAACGCCGACUGUGAUUAUGUAUUAAACGUGCACCUUUGUCAUGGAAUCUGGCUAGUAUUGUUAUUGUGAUUAGGGUAUUAAGCUGAGGUAUGCAGCCUUCGGAUACAAGUUCCAGUGUAUUUCCACAGUGAAUCAGAACAGAACACGAAGGGACGCCAAGUGACCACAAUCCGCGCAACGGAGCCAGUGGCGUAAUGAGGAAAAGUACAUUACAAAGGGCAACCCAAACUCUACGAGUAUACAUGUAUAAAAUCGGCGGUCGGAGAUAUAUGGAUAGUUGCUAAUUGAUAUGGACGCGGGUGUGUGUGGCUGUUGGGGAAGUGCAUGAUUGAUGACCCUGGCCAAUGCCCAAUCGGCCAGGGCACGACACUGGAUUUGGCCAAACGGGAAAGGAUACCUAAUAAUAGUAAUUAAAUUGCGGCACUUUGCCCGCCCACAACGAAUCCACAAGCAUUCGCAUUGUUCGGCCUAACUUUGACAUAGUUUAUUGUGUCUGGGAAUCGAUAAAUACUAUUGAUUUCCACAUGUGCCAGCGCCAGCACCUCAAGACACAUCGCGCAUACGCCCCGCUGUCAGUUGGAAACUCCAGCGCCAGGAAGCCGAAGGCGAUGCAUGUUAUCCUUUUGCCGGUGAAAGCCACCCCUUUGGGGGAAUGUGUUUACACUCACAAGGGUGUAAUUGGUUUGCGCAGCGGGGCGAACCGAAUUAUUGUUAAUAAGCAAAUAAAUUGUCCACCAGGUACUCGCUGAUGGGUUCAAAGAACUUUACUUUGCUGGCAUGUACUUGCAUACAUUUAUUAUACAUUAUCUUUUUUAACAUACAUUUUUCAAAUCCUUAUUUCUAUCUGUCUUUUUUUGUGUUUUGUUUUGUUUCGUUUGUAUUCUAGGACUAAUUACUUGCAUUUCUAGCUUAGGCAUUAGACGAGGAAGCCAAAAAUGAAUAUAUGACACGAAUGUGGUUACAGUGACUCGACUUAAAGCUCUAAAUUAAUAUGCACAUUAGUCUAUGUGUGGAUUCAGCAGAUUAUAGAAUAAAUCAACGACCCCUGAUCAGUUUGGCCUGCCAUUCUGUGGUGGGUGAAACUUCAUGCUGCAAAAAAAAAGAGAUACAAUUUAUAUAUUUGGUCUAGUUAACAAGGAAAUAAUGUCACUGAAGCUGUGUAUAUAUUUAGCGUUGUAGUCUCAGUCUGAAAAGUUUGACUCUUCGAAUUACAAGAAACAUUAUUCUUGAAUAAAAGAACAAUACUUAAUAAAGCACAGUUCGAAAAUCCGCAUUCGAACCUAUUUU
Messenger RNA from Drosophila simulans, 3294 nucleotides. RefSeq lists its product as uncharacterized. The record is from RefSeq and is a predicted model, not a curated record. NCBI's taxonomy places the organism in Eukaryota, Metazoa, Arthropoda, Insecta, Diptera, Drosophilidae. The transcript has 2 exons. The coding region runs from base 97 to 648 and encodes 183 amino acids.